Molecule: messenger RNA, 1231 nt
Organism: Orcinus orca (killer whale)
Lineage: Eukaryota; Metazoa; Chordata; Mammalia; Artiodactyla; Delphinidae
Gene: PLPP2
Product: phospholipid phosphatase 2
Biological process (GO): phospholipid metabolic process; signal transduction; phospholipid dephosphorylation
Molecular function (GO): phosphatidate phosphatase activity
Source: RefSeq, a predicted model, not a curated record
GCCCGCCCGCCCCUCCCGGGUUGGGCCAGGCUCCCCGGCCAUGUGACCCCGCGGCCCGUCUGGGACGCGACGGGACGCGCUGGGACGGGCGCCGGGGGUCGCGGGCAGCAUGGAGCGGAGGUGGGUCUUCGUGCUGCUCGACGUGCUGUGCGUGCUGGUCGCCUCUCUGCCUUCCGCCAUCCUGACGCUCGUGAACGCCCCGUACAAGCGAGGAUUCUACUGCGGAGAUGACUCCAUCCGGUACCCCUACCGUCCAGACACCAUCACCCACGGGCUCAUGGCCGGGGUCAUCAUCACCACCACCGUCAUACUUGUGUCGGCCGGGGAGGCCUACCUGGUGUACACAGACCGGCUCUACUCCCGCUCCGACUUCAACAACUACCUGGCCGCCCUCUACAAGGUGUUGGGGGCGUUCCUGUUCGGGGCUGCAGUGAGCCAGUCACUAACAGACCUGGCCAAGUACAUGACCGGCCGGCUGCGGCCCAACUUCCUGGCCGUGUGUGACCCUGACUGGAGCCGCGUCAACUGCUCCGUGUAUGUGCAGGUGGAGGUGUGCAGGGGAAGGCCUGCUGACGUCACCGAGUCCAGAUUAUCCUUCUACUCUGGACACUCCUCCUUUGGAAUGUACUGCAUGAUGUUCUUGGCGCUCUACGUGCAGGCCCGGCUGUGCUGGAAGUGGGCACGGCUGCUGCGGCCCACCGUGCAGUUUUUCCUGGUGGCCUUUGCCCUUUACGUGGGCUACACCCGUGUGUCUGACUACAAACACCACUGGAGUGAUGUUCUCGUUGGCCUCCUGCAGGGGGCGCUGGUGGCCGGCCUCACUGUCCGCUACGUCUCCGACUUCUUCAAAGCCCGGCCCCCGCGGCACUGCCUGGAGGAUGAAGAGGUAGAGCGGACACCCACAUCACUGACACUGGCCCUGGGCGAGGCUGGCUGCAGCCUCUGCGGGUCCCCUCCUGCUGGGGCUCGGGCUGUGGGCAGCGAGCGUGUCCAUGGUCCUGGCAGGUCCCUAAGCCAGGAUGGCUGGAUCCUGGCGUGGGUUCCGCUAACCCCACCUCCAUGCACUGGGCUAGGGGGUACCUGGGGCAGCCCUAGCGUGUGGAGGGGGACUCUUCCUCAGAACCCCUGUCUUUUGUUGGCUUAGGGAAGGGACUGAGAGAUCCCAGUGGAUGCCGGUUUUGUAAAAUGUGACCUCUAUUUGGAUUUUUAGUAAAAUAGGGCGUUUGCUUGA